CUUGCAAGAGCGCAGGUUUGACUGAGCCUGCAGAAUCCCGGUUGAACAAACUCGCCAGGCACACGCGCACAACUUCCAAAACUUCCUUGCCUGAAGUGAACUUGGUGCGCGCGCGUCCGUUGGUCUCGCGAGAGCGCGCCCCGGGACGCUCGCCGCCUUGUCACUCACUCUCACAGUCGGUGGAGUUGUUGGGAGAUGAUUAUGCAUCCCUUCGGGUGUCGGGUUCCCCUGUUCCUUGGGCUUUUAAUAACGUUAUUUCUAACAGACUCAUCGGCUUCAGAACAGUCGCGUAUCCCGAACGAGAAUCUCCUCGUACUUACAGUAGCAACCAAAGAAACUGAUGGCUUCAAACGCUUUAUGAUGACUGCGAAGCAUCUCAACUACACAGUUAAGGUACUUGGUGCUGGGGAAGAAUGGCGUGGAGGCAAUAUACCACACUCAAUUGGCGGGGGACAGAAAGUCCGAUUAUUGAAGGAGGAGAUGCAAAACCACGCAGAUCGUGAUGAUCUUGUAAUAUUAUUCACUGACGGUUAUGAUGUUCUAUUUGCUGGUGGUCCUGAAGAGUUGCUGACCAAGUUCCAGCAGUUCAACCACAAGGUGGUCUUUAGUGCUGAAGGAUACAUCUGGCCAGAUAACAGGCUCACAGAGAAGUAUCCCAAUGUCCGCAGUGGGAAGAGGUUCCUCGGUUCAGGAGGGAUUAUUGGAUAUGCUUCUUCAAUUAAUAGCAUUGUAGAGAAAUGGCAACUACAUGAUAAUGAUGAUGAUCAACUGUUCUACACCAAAAUUUACAUUGAUCCUGUAAAGCGACAAUCCAUCAACAUAACUUUGGAUCACAAAAGCAAAAUCUUCCAAAACUUAAACGGAGCUGUAGAUGAAGUAGAGUUGCAGUUCGAACCAACCAGGGUCAGAACCAAGAACAUGAUAUUUAACACAUUGCCUGUACUAAUCCACGGCAAUCGGCAAACCAAACACUUGCUGAAUUAUAUGGGUAACUAUGUACCUGAUGCUUGGACUUCUGAAACUGGCUGUACGGUUUGUGACAUCGAUUUGUUGGACUUGUCAUCCCUGGAUGAAUACCCUAGUGUGACUGUCGGCAUAUUCAUUGAACAGCCAACACCCUUCCUUCCAGAGUUUUUGGAAAGACUGUUGACCAUCGAUUAUCCGAGAGAGAAGCUUAAGUUUUUCAUACACAAUAAGGAAGUUUACCACGAAAAGCAUUUACUCAAGUUCUGGAAGAAAUACAAAGGUAUAAUUAAAGUGAAGUUUGUCGGGCCUGAGGAAGUCUUAAGCGAAGGAGAUGCAAGGAAUAUGGGAAUGGAUUACUGUCGGAUGGAUCCAGGAUGUGAUUAUUACUUCAACCUUGAUUCAGAUGUUGUACUGACAAACCCAAACACCCUCAAAUUUUUAAUUCAGCAAAACAGGAAGAUAAUUGCACCAAUGGUUACCCAGUACAAGAAGCUGUGGUCCAAUUUCUGGGGUGCACUGAGUCCUGAAGGCUUCUACGCACGCUCUGAGGACUACAUUAAUAUUGUCGAAGGAAGCAGAGUAGGUGUGUGGAAUGUCCCAUACAUAGCUCACGUGUACCUGAUUAAAGGUGAGGCCUUAAGAACAGACUUAAAGGAAAGGAACUACUUUAAUCAGGACAGGAUGGAUUCUGAUAUGUCUCUCUGCAGAAAUGUCAGGGAACGGGUGAGAGAAAGGCCUUCUGACCUCAAAUCAAGAGAGUUGAAAAUAGAAAAAGAAAGAAAGCCCCCUACUGUGGAAAGUUGCCAUAUGUUCAAGCCCCCAAAGGGGGUUUUCAUGUAUGUUAGCAACCUGCAUGAGUUCGGAAGACUUCUCCCGACAGAAGGUUACAACACCUCAAACUUGCAUGGUGACCUGUGGCAGAUCUUUGAUAAUCCAUUGGAUUGGAGAGAGAAAUACAUUCAUCCAAACUAUUCAAAGAUAUUCACAGAAGAGAUUGUUGAAGAGCCAUGUCCUGAUGUCUUCUGGUUCCCAGUAUUUUCUGAGGCAACGUGUGACGAACUCGUGGAGAUAGUGGAGAACUACGGUGAAUGGUCUGGUGGAAAGAACGAGGAUAAGCGACUAGUGGGCGGAUAUGAAAAUGUUCCCACCGAUGACAUACACAUGACUCAGAUUGGUCUGGAUCAGGUGUGGCUACACUUCAUUCGGGAGUACAUCGCUCCAGUUACACUGAAGCUGUUUUCUGGUUAUCACACUAAGGGAUUUGCCAUGCUGAACUUCGUUGUGAAGUAUACACCGGAGAGACAGGCCUAUCUAAGGCCUCAUCAUGACUCCUCUACAUUCACAAUCAAUAUCGCCUUAAAUAAUAAAGGAAUAGAUUACCAGGGUGGAGGCUGCAAAUUCCAUCGAUAUAACUGUUCUGUGAAGUCCCCCAGGAAAGGAUGGAGUUUCAUGCAUCCAGGAAGAUUAACACAUCUUCAUGAAGGGCUGCCAACUACAAAUGGAACAAGAUACAUUGCAGUGUCUUUUGUUGAUCCAUAGAACUCCAGUGUCUUUGCAUCCUAAUGAAUCCCCAGAAAGUGACUAUAGGCUCUUCUCUUGAAGCUUCUGACAUCCAGUUCAUUAAAUAUAUUUUAAAACAGAUGUUUGAAUUUUUCUGUUAGGACCCAGAAAUGAUUUUUAUUUUAAAACAGAUUUCUAUUAAACUUGAAUGUUAUUUGUAUGAAGGUAAGUGUCAGUAAAAUAGGCGCUAGGCAGAAAAGCUUCUUUUGUUAAAGUUAUGAAGUGCCUCUUGCUGUUGAACUGUUGAAGGGCAUCUCCCAGAGAUGUUGUUUCAGAGUCUUAUGUUAAGAUGAUACAGAAGCCAAAUCUGCAAAUUUAUUUGUUCAGGGUAUUUUAAUAGCCUUUGUCACUUGUUUCUUGCCUCUGGAAAUGGGUUUUCACUAAUGUUUUCAUUCAGACCGGUUGUCUUCAAUAUAGCAGCCACAGGGAACCCCCUUGCCACUGUGAAUAGGCCAGCUGAAAUCAAUCUGCAUAAGUCAACUGACAUUGUUCAGCCACAAAGAGACAAAAUACCUUGCCCAUAAGCUGUUUACUGCCAGUCCCUUCUUCCUACAAAAUUGAUUACUCAAUCUAGUCACUUUAAAUUACUUUCUUAUUUUCCAGCCUGCUUUAUUUUUUGAAAGAAGGGCUUGCACAACCAGUUCAGCAACACCAAACUCUUUAUGAGCAGAUUUUAAGUUUUUGUCUUUUGCUUAUAUACAUACAAAACACUUUCCUAAUUGAUAAAAGAAAUCUCUGACAAGUUCAUUUACUGUUACCUGGUGUAAGACACCUUAUUCACAAUAAAUCUAUUCUGACACAAUAAACUGCACAACAGAAUAAAGUGUGCUGUGUGUGACCUGCCUGGGGACAGGUGGGCUAGAGUUAACUUAUUCUGCCUAUUGUUCUUAAGUUGAAAUAAAAAUAAUGUUUUGUAAAAGAAGAUU
Molecule: messenger RNA, 3452 nt
Organism: Hypanus sabinus (Atlantic stingray)
Lineage: Eukaryota; Metazoa; Chordata; Chondrichthyes; Myliobatiformes; Dasyatidae
Gene: plod2
Product: procollagen-lysine, 2-oxoglutarate 5-dioxygenase 2
Exons: 21
Coding region: 196-2505 (769 amino acids)
Biological process (GO): peptidyl-lysine hydroxylation
Cellular component (GO): endoplasmic reticulum
Molecular function (GO): L-ascorbic acid binding; procollagen-lysine 5-dioxygenase activity; iron ion binding
Source: RefSeq, a predicted model, not a curated record